AGUAUCGGGUAUCGAGUACCUACUUUCUUUCUCUCUGACAUAAUGACAGAAUGACAGGCGACUUUCUCACUUUCUUCUUGGCCUUUUCCCUGGCGAAUCAAAACGCAUCAUGACAAAUGCCGAAGACUGGAUUUCCGUGGAGCUGGAGCCUGCCACUUUGCUGUCGGAAAAGGAGGAGGACGGCAUCGUUACCCGGGUGCAUAUAGCUCCAUGCUCGGAACCGAGGAUUAGGGAGCCACUGGCGGAGCAAAAACCUGCAAUUUUCCCAGCGGACAGCACGCUGCUUUUCCACUGUCCGUUCUGUGGCAACGGCAUUCGCACGGCCGGCGCUUUCAAGGUCCACAUGCUAGCCUGCCAGCGACGCUUCGAGAAGAUGGAGCGGGAAGGAAUAGUGAUGCAGUGCAGCAUUUGCAAGGAGACCUUUGACUCUGUGGAAGCCAUGGGCAGCCACUGGCUCCUUCACGACACUGUCCAAACGCAAAGGAGGUGCGUCUUCUGCCAUGUGAAGUUCGAGACGGAGCCCGAGUAUCGAGCGCAUUUGCGCACCCAUCUGGAAACCCGGAAAUCCCAGAAGGUCUCCCAAAACGGCGAGUUGGUGGUCACCAAGUGUUUCAAUUGCCUUUUCUGCCAGUCGAAUUUCUUGGCCAGCUUUGGGCCCGGCGCAAGGGCCCGUCGAUAUGCCUGUGACGACUGUGUCCUACAACUCCGGGACAAGGAAGCGGAGAAAAGACUAACUGAAACCCUGAAGAGAAAGGCCGACUAUUGCUGCGAUCGCUGUGGGAGAACGUACAAACUGGAGGGCUUCCUCAAUCGUCAUUUACAACUUUGCGACGGUCGCAUAGCCAAAAAAAAACGUGAUUAUGAAAUCCGCGAGGUCAGUUAAGUCUGCAGAGGAUUGUUAAAUAAAUAGCUUUGAAACCGAAUUUGU
This is a messenger RNA of Drosophila gunungcola (fruit fly), 928 nucleotides long. Its product is annotated as transcription factor E4F1. Gene Ontology annotation, molecular function: DNA-binding transcription factor activity, RNA polymerase II-specific; RNA polymerase II transcription regulatory region sequence-specific DNA binding. The transcript has a single exon. Gene Ontology annotation, cellular component: nucleus. Bases 110 to 883 code for a protein of 257 amino acids. Lineage: Eukaryota; Metazoa; Arthropoda; Insecta; Diptera; Drosophilidae. The record is from RefSeq and is a predicted model, not a curated record. Gene Ontology annotation, biological process: regulation of transcription by RNA polymerase II.